Molecule: messenger RNA, 960 nt
Organism: Penicillium brasilianum
Lineage: Eukaryota; Fungi; Ascomycota; Eurotiomycetes; Eurotiales; Aspergillaceae
Source: the annotation of a GenBank genome assembly
AUGCAGCUGCCGCCUGAAACUAUGUGGAUGAACAUGGGAUACUGGGAGGACACCCAAAACUUUCCAGAGGCCUGUGAAGCUUUGCUUGACCAGGUUCUGAAGACUGGUCUCCUUACGGAGACGGCCAAAUCAGUGCGCGUUCUGGAUGUUGGAUGCGGAUGUGGUGACCAAUCAGUCCAUAUUACAAAACUCAGGAGAAACCCCCUUUCUUCUACUAUUACCGACACAUCUCAAUCCGGGCUUAGCUCCUCGGUCGGGGCCUCCGAUUCUAUCCUGCAACGGAAGAGCAGUGGGAGCGAGUCCUCCAACCCCCUUGUCGAUAAUUACGUAGGUAUAACUCUACUUCCUUCGCAGGCAGAGGUUGCCCAAAAGCGAAUGCGCUCGUAUAAAGAGCUUAACAACGAUGAAAUUAUUUGUCCCUCCGCGGAUGUUUUCUGCGCCGAUGGGGCCGACCCCUUGAGUUGGACUGGCGAAUUGAAGGAUUCCAUUUCCUACAUUGGUGAUACCUCGCUGAACCCGGAUACAUCUACAUGGUUGCUGGCUCUUGAUACGAUGUACCACUUUCAGCCCUCGCGACUCCCUAUCCUUCACUACGCACAAAAUACCCUCCAUGCAUCCUUUAUGGCCUUUGAUCUCCUCAUCGCGGAUAACACUUCCUGGUGGCAGCGUCUCAAAAUGCGCCUAGUGUGCUGGGUGACUGGGUCGCCUUUUACGAAUUUCCUGACUCGAGAGGAGUAUGUGCGUCUCCUGAUAGCCGCUGGCUAUGAUCCCUCUCGCAUUGAGAUCAAGGAUAUUUCUCGUCACGUUUUUCCUGGGAUUACGGACUUUUUGGGCAGGAGGAUACGAGAGGGACAGCCUUAUGGUAUCAAACUGGGAAAGUUUCGUGGGGCUAAAGCUGUGUUUGGCUGGUGGGCUCGAAGUGGAAUUGUAAGAGGCGUGGUCGUUAUUGCAAGGAGGUGA